GUCUUCAUUAUUAAGCCGCUCUCAGCAGAUUCACCUGAACUCUGAUCUAAAAACAUAUUUGAUGCAAAACUGCAGUGGUGAGCCUUGCAUGUUGAGUGCAAGGGAGUGGGUUAAAGACCACGCAGCUGCUUACAUUGACAAAGAGAUUUCAGCUUCCCCAGUGACACCAUUAAAUGCCACGCAGUCAGAAAACAUCACGUUCACUCGAUUGUGGAUCUAUAGUCAUCACAUUUACAACAAGCAAAAAAGAAAGAAUAUUAUUGACUGGUCCAAGGAGCUCUCUCUGUCAGGAUUUUGCAUGCCAGGGAAACCAGGUGUUGUUUGUGUAGAAGGUCUGCAAAGUAGUUGUGAAGAGUUCUGGUCAAGAGUAAGAAGAUUAACGUGGAAAAGAAUUCUCAUUCGGCACAGAGAAGAUGUUUCUUUGGAAGGUGGAGGACAUGCUGAGAUUCAGAAACAAAGAAAGUUCUCCACUUUGGAAGAAAAAUGUUUUGAUGCACAUGGUGCCAGAGGAAAUCAUAUGGAUUUAGGGCAGCUAUAUCACUUUUUAGAAGAAAAAGGGUGUGCUGACAUUUUUCAAAUGUACUUUGGGGUUGAAGGGCAUUGAAGGAGUUGAAGAUCACCAGAGGUCCAAGUGCCUGCAGUUGUAAGUUAAUCCUCUUAACAGGUUCCUUAGCUGUUCUGCAGCAGUUGAUCAGAGAGGAAAUCAAUAAUUUCUGGUUUAUAGGAUGAAUUCAGUUUUCAAUGAAAACAAAUGUUCAGUGAAAUCCUGAAUAAUGAAAAUGACUAAAUUAAAG
Molecule: messenger RNA, 794 nt
Organism: Antrostomus carolinensis (chuck-will's-widow)
Lineage: Eukaryota; Metazoa; Chordata; Aves; Caprimulgiformes; Caprimulgidae
Gene: RWDD2B
Product: RWD domain containing 2B
Exons: 2
Source: RefSeq, a predicted model, not a curated record